GGGGCAGCCAUGGCAGCAGUGCUAAUCUGGAUUUCUCUCCUUGUGGGUCUCCUGGCAGGGCUGGGGGGCACCGAGGCCCAGCAGACCACCCUGCACCCGCUUGUGGGCCGCGUCUUUGUACACACGCUGGACCGCGAAAACUUCCUGCACCUUCCUGAGCUCGUCGUCGCUGUCCCAGCCACCGUCCCUAUCACCUACCACGCCCACCUCCAGGGACACCCAGACCUGCCCAGGUGGCUCCGCUAUGCCCAGCGCAGCCCCCACCAGCCUGGCUUUCUCUAUGGCACCGCCACCCCAGCAGAUCGCGGACGCCAGGUCAUCGAGGUCACAGCCUACAAUCGGGACAGCUUUGACACCACCCGGCAGAGGCUGGUGCUGUUGAUUGGAGACCCAGAAGGUCCCCUGCUACCAUACCAGGCUGAGUUCCUGGUGCGCAGCCAUGAUGUAGAGGAGGUGCUGCCCUCGACACCUGCCGGCCGUUUCCUCACAGCCUUGGGGGGGCUCUGGGAGCCAGGGGAACUCCAGCUGCUCAACAUCACCUCUGCCUUGGACCGUGGGGGCCGAGUCCCCCUUCCUAUCGAGGGCCGCAAGGAAGGGGUAUACAUCAAGGUGGGCUCUGCCUCACCCUUCUCCACCUGCCUGAAGAUGGUGGCAUCCCCCGACAGCCAAGCUCGCUGUGCCCAGGGCCAGCCCCCACUGCUGUCCUGCUAUGACACCUUGGCACCUCACUUCCGAGUUGACUGGUGCAAUGUGUCGUUGGUGGACAAGUCAGUGCCAGAGCCUGCAGACGAGGUACCCACUCCGGGUGAUGGGAUCCUGGAGCACGACCCGUUCUUCUGCCCACCCACCGAGGCCACAGCCCGAGAAUUCCUGACUGACGCACUGGUCACCCUCCUGGUGCCCCUGCUGGUGGCCCUACUGCUCACCCUGCUGCUGGCCUAUGUUAUGUGCUGCCGGCGGGAGGGACGUUUGAAGAGAGACCUGGCAACCUCUGACAUCCAGAUGGUCCACCAUUGCGCCAUCCGCGGGAAUACAGAGGAGCUGCGACAGAUGGCAGCUAGCCGAGAGGUGCCCCGGCCACUGUCUACCCUGCCCAUGUUCAAUGUGCGCACAGGCGAGCGGCUGCCCCCGCAAGUGGACAGCGCCCGGGUGCCCCUCAUCCUGGACCAGCACUGA
Molecule: messenger RNA, 1176 nt
Organism: Eubalaena glacialis (North Atlantic right whale)
Lineage: Eukaryota; Metazoa; Chordata; Mammalia; Artiodactyla; Balaenidae
Gene: SGCA
Product: sarcoglycan alpha
Exons: 9
Coding region: 10-1176 (388 amino acids)
Cellular component (GO): membrane; sarcoglycan complex
Molecular function (GO): calcium ion binding
Source: RefSeq, a predicted model, not a curated record